Molecule: messenger RNA, 1130 nt
Organism: Amaranthus tricolor (Joseph's coat)
Lineage: Eukaryota; Viridiplantae; Streptophyta; Magnoliopsida; Caryophyllales; Amaranthaceae
Product: NAD(P)H-quinone oxidoreductase subunit T, chloroplastic
Exons: 2
Coding region: 154-921 (255 amino acids)
Source: RefSeq, a predicted model, not a curated record
GACAACAAAAUUUGCAAUACAAGACAAAUAAGAGUAGAAGGCUUAGUUAUGGUGUCUAGGAAUUUCAUCUGAACCACAAAAUCUAACAAUUUAACAUAACCUCUAAUUAAAAGAUGCUGCCUCUAAUAUUUCCCAAAAAGACAUCGAAAUUGUAUGGCUUCUACAACAUCUCCUCCAUCUCCAUUUUCUCUCUUCAUUGGAACCAGAAAUAAUGGUUAUUGGAAGAAGCAAGUCAGUAUCCUGAUACAAAACGCAGUGUCUAAGAGGAAAAAUCAUGUAAAACUCUGCGUUUUUGCCACAACCCAAGAAGCAGGAAAGCCACAAAGACCAGGUCCUGGAGUUGAUACAAGGAUUCAUUGGGAGAAUGAAGAUGAAGGAUGGAUUGGAGGGAACAAUUCUAAAGCUAAAGAACAACAGUUUAAAGAUGAAACUGAAGUUGAUCAAAACAGUUUUUUGGGUCAAAAGUUUUCUGAGUUGCUCCAUUCUUCUGAUUCUCAUUAUCAGUUCUUAGGAAUAAAACCAGAUGCUGAUUUAGAAGAGAUUAAAACAGCAUAUAGAAGAUUAUCAAAAGAAUACCACCCAGAUACAACUUCACUGCCAAUCAAAACAGCAUCAGAAAAGUUCAUGAGGCUACGUGAAAUCUACGAUGUUUUGAGUGAUGAAGAAAGCCGAAGAUUCUAUGAUUGGACGCUGGCACAAGAGGCAGCGAGUCGUCAGGCGGAGAAGCUGAGGAUGAAACUCGAAGAUCCUUACGAGCAAGAAGUUAUGAACUAUGAACCGGUACCUGAUCUGGUAGACAGGCUUGGUGGAAAAAAUAUAGAGCUCAGUGAUCAAGCUAUGACUGCUCUCACUUUUGAUGCUAUUAUUGUUGUCUUCUCUAUUUUUUGUAUUAUAUAUGCUGUAUUUUUUAAGGAGUACUAAUAGAUAUAUAUACAUCUUCUAUAUAUAGAAUAAAAUUGAAACUAGCAGAUUACAUAAAUGUUUUAUAAGAGUGUACAGAAAUGGUAUCUUUUAACACAAUUAUAUACAUACUUCAUAGACUACAAACAAUAUGCACCGAUUGUUUGGAACUAAUUCAACCAAAAGCUUAAACUGAUGGUUGAGGCACCGAAAUAUGUUAUAUUUUCUAA